This is a messenger RNA of Rhinocladiella mackenziei CBS 650.93, 1701 nucleotides long. RefSeq lists its product as uncharacterized. Bases 1 to 1701 code for a protein of 566 amino acids. Lineage: Eukaryota; Fungi; Ascomycota; Eurotiomycetes; Chaetothyriales; Herpotrichiellaceae. The record is from RefSeq and is a predicted model, not a curated record. Gene Ontology annotation, molecular function: mannosyl-oligosaccharide 1,2-alpha-mannosidase activity; calcium ion binding. The transcript has 2 exons. Gene Ontology annotation, biological process: N-glycan processing; carbohydrate metabolic process. Gene Ontology annotation, cellular component: Golgi membrane; endoplasmic reticulum.
AUGUCUGGUGCAAGGCGUUUUCUCCGGUUUAUGGUUGUUUCUGCCAUCCUCGUCACCGGGCUCUACAUAUAUCGACCCUUCGGCUCUUUGGACACACCAAGAACUAUCACUGAGAAGCCCAUCACAUUUUUGAAAAGUAGUUUCGACUGGGGAGCCCUGAAUCCCCAUUAUCCUGCAUCCUCAGUCACCUCUCUUCCCACAGGAAAACCACACUCGUUCCCUCUUAUUCAGCGUAAAUUCCCCAAGGAGUCCCGAUCCGAUGCUGCAAAGAGAGUGCCGCGACGGCAGGCCGUCGUGAGAGCAUUUCGAAGAUGUUGGCAAAAUUACAGAAAUCAUGCAUGGCUAAAGGAUGAGCUGGAGCCACUUUCAGGAACAGGCAAAAAUACAUAUGGAGGUUGGGCGGCUACAUUGAUUGACUCUUUGGACACACUUUGGAUCAUGGAACUCAAAGAAGAAUUUAUGGAUGCGGUGAGGGCCGUGGCAGUACUUGAUUGGGCAAACACGACGGAAUCCGCUUGCAACAUGUUCGAGACAAAUAUCCGACAUCUUGGAGGGCUGCUGGCAGCCUUCGACCUGAGCCAGGAGCCAGUCCUACUGGCUAAGGCUGUGGAGCUUGGAGACAUGCUCUACGCUGGCUUCGAUACUCCAAACCGCAUACCACCUUUCUGGCUAGACUUUGAAAAAGCCAAAUCGGGUUCUCUAAUUGCAGACGGCCACCAAAUAUCUGCGUCAGUCGGCUCAUUCUCCCUCGAAUUCACCCGGCUGUCUCAGAUCACUAAGGACCCAAAAUAUUACGCCGCAGUCGUACGGGUGACGUCAAUGUUCGAGCAGCAUCAAUCUUCGACAGAAUUGUCGGGCAUGUGGCCGACAUUCAUUAACGCCCGCGACGAGACAUUUCAGGAGAACACAUUUACCCUAGGCGCCAUGGCCGAUUCACUAUACGAGUAUUUACCAAAGAUGUCGUCUCUUCUGGGUGGUCUAGAUCCGGCCUAUGAGAGGAUGUACAAAGAGUCUAUGGAUACUGCGAAGAAACAUCUCUUGUUUAGACCAAUGCUCCCCGACAACAGAGAUAUCCUCGUCUUAGGCUCUGCUACCGUCGAUCGAAAUGGCGUUAUACUUAAUCCCGAAGGGCAACACCUCAGCUGCUUCGCUGGCGGCAUGUUCAUCCUCGGCGGUCGUCUUUUCUCGCUUCAAGAACAUAUCGAUAUCGGUGCCAAGCUAACGCAUGGUUGUAUUUACGCCUACAAUGCGUUUCCCACCGGUAUCAUGCCGGAGAUGUUCAAUAUGCUUCCUUGUAAGUCGCUGGAUGGCUGUGAUUGGGACGAGGAAAGGUGGAAGCGCGAAGGCAAUGAGAAGCUGCCAAAGGGUUUCUCACGUGUCCACGCACCAUCAUACAUUCUUCGUCCAGAGGCAAUUGAAAGUGUGUUCAUUCUGUAUCGCACAACAGGAAACAGAGAGUUACAGGAUCUGGCGUGGAAAAUGUUUCAGUCCAUUCAAAAUGCCACCGAGACGCCGUACGGCAAUGCGGGCAUUGACGAUGUUACCACCACCGGUAAAGUUAGCCAAAGGAACUCAAUGGAGAGCUUCUGGCUUGCGGAAACACUGAAGUAUUUUUACCUGAUCUUCUCUCCCCCGGGACUCAUUAACCUGGAUGAUUAUGUUCUUAAUACCGAGGCACAUCCCUUGAAACGGCCAAAGUAA